AUGUCCCUGGCUAAACCAAUUGUCAUCGGGAGAGCUAUUGCCGAGACAGGGCUUUUGGAGCCAGUUCAAUGCUCAGAAAACCUGCAAGUAGCUAUCAACAACUCUGAUCAUAUCACAGUCCUAGAUCCAAAACUCCCAUUGCUCCAUAACUGGCUAAACACGGGAGCUCCAUCUUCCUCCAACAAAAAUGUUAUUGACCCUAAUGGCCUUUAUGACGUGAAAAGUGUAUUCAAUAUCUCGGAAUUGGAGUCACUAGGCCUCCAAAUAUUCUCCAGACUUCUCAUCGAAGACGGUGAAGAUAGAUUUGCUUUCGGAAGGAUAGCAGAACCCUGUAUCACUGCUCACGCGUGGUCACCAAUGGUUGACGGCACAAAGGAUUGUUAUCUUGGUGUUCUACUAAAUACUGGGGAAGUGCUUGUGUUGAAACGUUUGUCUCAAGACGCUGAACACUAUAGUGUCUUAUUUAGAAGCUUUACAUGCCUACUAGACCAUUUGAGCAUACCUCAACAUCGGUUAACUGCUGAGGGUGACAUUAUUAUAAGCAAUUCAGAGAGCCUUGAAUUGAAGAUAACGAGUUUUGCGUUUGCCAAGGGUGCAGAUGGAGUCAGUUACAUUCUGUUAGCCCAUAUGAACGGCCAUAUCUCCAUACACCAUUUAGCUUCAGGUUUACCAGAGAUAAGCAGAAUUGAUGCUGGUGGCACAGUUGUUAAACAAAGUGUUUCAACGGAUUCUUCUAAACUUGCGUUACUCAGGUCUGACAACUCGGUUAUUACAAUUUCAUUAGACCAGGACUUUAAGGUGAAGGGUGAACCAUCUUCCGCCAAACAGUCCUCCAGGUUCCUUGUUUCACAUUUGAAAUUUCUCUCCCCAGAAAUACUAAUAAUAACUGAUACAAGAGAGUUACAUUUAUCAUACGGCAGCAGGAAGUCCCAAAUUAAACUUCCACACAUUUCAACCAUACUGGGCUUGUCUUUUGGAAUCAAAAACUCCGGCUACACUGUUUUCCUUUCGUACGAGACAGGCCACCUUUUAUCUGUUGACGUCAGCAACGACGGCCAGUGUUCCCUUCUUGCAUCAUCACAGGCUUGGACUACAUUCGUGAACAGGGGCCUAAAUCAGUUCCAACAGGCAUGCAUCAGGGAGCAAAAUAAAGCCCACUCUAAUGUCUUUAAAACUUUUCUUAACGACAAGAUCGAAGGCAAUUUUAUUGUCCACGGCUCGAACUUAACCCCAAAUGGUUGUUUUGUUGUUGCCUACAGCGUUGCUCCUAAGAAUGUUAUACAUCAUGAAAUUCGUUCAAAAGCUGAGAUUAGAGUUGGUCUCAUCCAUUCUCUGGAGCUUGAUCAAAGCUUAGUCACAUCGGCUGUCCACGGGACAUCGCUUUCCCAAAUACACGGACUGUUAAUCCAAGAUGCCCAGAAGUUCCCAACAGUGGACUUCCAAACAUCCACUGCUGGUGAAGAAGCCCUAAAAGACUUCGUUAGCUCUGUCUUUGAAUGGAAGCUACAUCAUUUUGGUGUUCCUGAAAAAGUCACCUUAAACAUCAAGAAACGAAAGACUUUAAAAGAUACAAUCAUAGCAUGUUUUCAACAAGACAAAUCCGUGCAACAGCUACAAAAGCUUCUAACUUUUAAUAUCGCCAUGAUGAAUAGUGUUGAAGCUCUUAUAUCAAGCAGGGAGAACAGCAAAGUUCUUGAUGAAGCAUUGUCUGCUAUUAAGAAAGAACAGUCAUUCAUCAGGUCACAGCUUUCCACGCACAUUCGCCAAAUUGUUAUUACACACAUGGAUCUUGGGUUAUUUUCCUCACAUUCAGAUAAGUUUAUUUAUCUAACUUCCUUCAAGAGUCUACCGACGGAAAGACAACAGAAUGCCUCAAGGAUUCCCAAAGAGGUCACAAUGACAGAGUCCACUGAUAUAGUGACGGAAACUUUCAAGGUCAGGUUGGACCAGGCGGUAGACGAGCAGUUUGUGACAUACGCAAUAUCGGAAUCGGGCCACAGCUGGCGCCGUUGCGAUUUGACGUUACUACCAAUUUUGAGUUUGACCAACAAAUGUGACGAGCUAGGCCAAUUUGUGUACGCAAGUUCGAGUGACCAAUUGGAAGGGUUAUCGUCAGCAUUGCAGGCUGAUCUUGCUUACUGCAUUUACUCCGGUAACCGUAUAUUUGAUCUUAAGGUAGGUCUUUAA
Candidozyma haemuli is the source of this 2187-nucleotide messenger RNA. RefSeq lists its product as uncharacterized. The coding region runs from base 1 to 2187 and encodes 728 amino acids. The record is from RefSeq and is a predicted model, not a curated record. Gene Ontology annotation, molecular function: protein binding. NCBI's taxonomy places the organism in Eukaryota, Fungi, Ascomycota, Pichiomycetes, Serinales, Metschnikowiaceae. The transcript has a single exon.